AGGAACUCAUCUGUGAGCACCACAUUCGCAUUCCGAAACCCUCACAAUAAUUACCCAAAUUGCUCCUUCCUCCUCCAACGAACCUGUUUAUUGAUUUUGAAGAGAUGGAAAAAAUGAAUCUUGUACUUUGGUAGCUCUCAUGGUGAUGUAAUUUGAAUUUCUCGAAUCAGAAUCGGUUCUCAAAAUGCAGCCUUCCCACCGGAACAUGUGCAUGGAUUCCUCCUCCAGCUCCGCGGAGCUGCCAGCGACAGCCGCAGCCAGUUCUUGGGCGAAAACGGGAGCAAAGGCCAUCCUCCUCGGCGGCGUCUUUCUGAUUUGCUUCGCCGGGAACUUCUUCGACUUUAUCCAUCUACAGGGCGAUUUUUCAUCGGAGCAAUCGACUCUCGACGAAAUAGAAGGCGGGUCGUUGCGUUUACUCACAAGUAAUGUCACGGUGACCACGACCACUACAACGACCUCCACGACAACCCUUGUAGCCGGAGGACUCGGCGCUCAGGUCGCGAUAACCGAAACACUCCUCACCACCACAACCCCCCGCCCGGUCUACGAGAGCACGGUCAGCGUGGAAGAAAAAACUACCGGGGCAACUACGUUGGUCUUCUGGCUCGUUUUCUGGACGAUCGUGCUGGUCUUGAUCGUCGUCUACUUCACCUAUUUUGCGGGAAAAAACUCGCUCGCGCACCAGUGGCUUCAAAAGAAACGGGAAAAGAACGUGCACCACCGAGCGCGGGAGCAUCAUGAGGAUAUCCACGCGGCGAUGAGCGACCCGGAUGACUGGAGCCAUUUGGCGCCAGGGCCGGGUUCAGCUACAGCUGCGGGGGCAGCGUCAUCCUCGCGGGGCAGCAGUAGGGAGAAAAAAGUUUCCUCUACCUCUGGCAAGCAACUUCAAUUGGAAGCAGGGCCCGCGCAGCCGUUGUCACUCGAGUGGGAUGGAGGCGAUGCUAGCUAUUACGAGAACUACCCUUCGCCUCCGCCUGCAAUUGUUGGUGCUGCAACAAAUAAGAGCAAAGGUGGGAAAGACCAACGUAGAAGUAGUGCCGGGAAGGGAUCCAAUUCUAGCAAAAAGGGCAUCAUCAAGGGGAAAGGCAAGGAGUCCGAGCAUCACGAUGAGCAGCCUGCUCCGUCACAAGCACAACUUGCAUUAGAGUGGGGCGCCGGCGGGGAAGACAGUGGACAGCAAAAGCAUGGACCGCCAGCAGCUCACCAGCAUAAUGGAGCAGACCAUCAUGUGGACCACCACCCAAAGGCGGGUCAUGAAACGAAAGGUAAAGCAGGGCAUCAGCCAGCGGGUAGUGGAAGUAAAGGAAAAGCACAAGAAGGAGCAGGUAAAAAGAGUAAAGGCCAUCUUCCGGCGGCGCACAGCCAAGCAGAAGUCCUUGGCAAGCCGUCGCAGUGGGACCAGUGGUGACGAGCUACAUCACAAAAGGACAAGAUCAUAUAUGUGUUUUUAGAUCUACCCAGCCUUCUAUUUUAGCCCAGGUAUGCCUAUUUGCAUUUUUCCCUAGGCUGUAAUCUACUAGAUUGAAGAGAGUUUUGCUUUCCCCUCGCUUGUAAAUCAAAACGAAAAUGAUCAUUUUCGCGCAUGGUAUGAUCGUAACGUGCGGCUCAGCACUUUUUACACUGAAUGAGAGGUAGGAUAGAUCAAUUUUGUGUUCGUCGUCCGCAUGAUUUCGGAUUUGCUUGAAAAACGCACAGUCUACAACCUGUA
This is a messenger RNA of Amoebophrya sp. A120, 1708 nucleotides long. NCBI's taxonomy places the organism in Eukaryota, Dinophyceae, Syndiniales, Amoebophryaceae. The record is from the annotation of a GenBank genome assembly.